This is a messenger RNA of Moneuplotes crassus, 1188 nucleotides long. The record is from the annotation of a GenBank genome assembly. Lineage: Eukaryota; Ciliophora; Spirotrichea; Euplotida; Euplotidae.
GAAGGAAGAAGUCCCUAUGUCUUAAAAAAGAAACUGAGGAAAUUCAGACAUACCCAAAAAGCUAAAAUUUUGAUUAAUUCAGAGAAAGAAAUUCAUCUGGAGAAAUCUUGGAAGGAGCAAGAGAAUAAAAUGAAAAUGAUUACUGAGGAGACUAAGAGUAUGCUACAUGAAAGUGAUAGAUCAAUCCCUUGGCUUAAUACGGACUUUCUUCAAAAUGAUAUUUUUGAAAACUCAAAACAUUUGCUUAACGAGUCUACAAGAAACUCACGAAUCCAUACAAGAAGGCACUCGAAGCAUAUGGAAGAGAAGAGGCAUAUCACUCGAAAACAAUCUGUAAUCUCAGUGAUUAACACCGGAAACUUACUAGCAGCUCCACAGUCAAAUUUCCGGAACUCGAUAAAGCUGACUACUAAGCCACAUUACCCAGAGCUUCCAAAUAAUUGAGUUUCAACAAGCAGGAAGGAUCUUUCCCAUAAAUCGACAAAAAGGAAUUUCAAAAUUUCAGCAAAUCUUCUAAAUCCCCCAAAAUGCUCAAAAGAUCACGCUGCUUUUGUAAAUUCAAAAAAUAGCUUAUUUUUCAGAAACAAAAAGUUUAGGGAGAAGGCUAACGAGCUAAAACGAAAUACCGUUGCUAGAAGACGUCAUGCUCGAUCUACGUUCUCAGCUCAAGAUUGAGCGAAACAGUGCGUGAAGGUAUAUGAAAAUCCGUUUUUUAAAGACCAACAUUUUGAGAAGAAUAAAGAUCGAUUUUCGAAAGAAAACCAGCAAAAUGCAGAUAUUCAUACUGGUUUUGGUCAUUGCUCUUCAGUGCAGUAUUCAGCAGAUUUUCAGAAUGAUAAAGAUUUUAAGAUGAUACAAAAACUUUCAAAAGCAAGCCUUUUUAAAUAUUCCAAAAAUUACUCAAGAGUUUUAAGUAAUUCUCACGAGAAUAGUCAUGAAAUAAGUCAAAGUGGAGAACAAGCUAUACAGCAGAACUCUUCAAAGAAUGUGACUAACUCUUUGGCAAAGGCAUUGAGUAAGAAUCAGGGUAGGAAUAUGCUCACAAACAGAGUUUCACACUUAGGACUCACAAAUAAUUCUCAUGAUUUGGAAGAUUUUCUUAGGUCAACUGUGGAGAAGACCUUCAGACCUGCAAGGAUUUACCUGAACAACCCGUUUACAGAGAGAAGUCAGGGCCCAAGUUCAUAG